AUGAAUGAUGAUGAUGUAAGAACUGUAUAAUUGACUGAAAUAAGUACUACACUCUCUGCAUAAAAACCUAGAAAAGAUGCUUUCAAUAAUCCUAUUUUAAAGGGCAAUAGUUCCCAUAAAGUUAUUUUUAAAGACUAAGCCAAUAAUGGCCCAUUAUUCCAAAUUCAUAUUGUAGAAAAUUUCAAAGAAUACAAUUUAGAAGAACCACAAACACACAAAAAAACUCAAAUUUGUGAUUGCACUAUUAUUUGA
Messenger RNA from Paramecium sonneborni, 252 nucleotides. NCBI's taxonomy places the organism in Eukaryota, Ciliophora, Oligohymenophorea, Peniculida, Parameciidae. The record is from the annotation of a GenBank genome assembly.